CUCGGACAGAAGAGGAAGAAGACGAACCGAAGCAGAUAUAAACAUCGUUCAAAAUGAUUGGAGAUCUAUUAAUAUUUGGCACUCUGCUAAUGAACGCCGGCGCUGUGCUCAACUUUAAACUAAAGAAGAGAGAGGCGCAGUCUCAAGGGUUUGGAGAUGAACAUCGAGCAUCCAGCACAGGUGAAAAUAUCAGAGAGUUUCUCCUGAGUCUUCGGUACUUUCGCAUAUUUAUCGCACUAUGGAACAUUUUCAUCAUGUUUUGCAUGAUCUUGUUAUUUGGAUCAUAACCCAGAUGUUCAACUGAGGAUCACUACAAGGACUAAGUUAUUGCAGCGUGGUGUUGGGCUGAUUUAAUGUAAACUUUGUGCAUUAUGUUUUGAAGUAUUGUUAUGUAUUAACCUUUUGUAUUUAUAAAAAAAAAAAAAAAAAAAAAAACACAUGGGUACCAUUUUAUGGUUAUGUAAAUUGAGAGUCUUCAAAGCAAAGCUGCUCACCGUGAUCUGUGAUCCGUUAAUGGCUUUUCAUAUUGUAUCCAAAUAUUUUAUGAAAAGUAUCAAUAAAAUGGACUACGUUUUAGAAAUAAAA
This is a messenger RNA of Xyrauchen texanus (razorback sucker), 585 nucleotides long. Its product is annotated as small integral membrane protein 7. The transcript is spliced from 5 exons. The record is from RefSeq and is a predicted model, not a curated record. Bases 54 to 287 code for a protein of 77 amino acids. NCBI's taxonomy places the organism in Eukaryota, Metazoa, Chordata, Actinopteri, Cypriniformes, Catostomidae.